CACUUGUUUGAUCACUUUUAGACUAAGGAUAUGGGGAAGUUAAAAUAUUUCCUAGGAAUUGAAGUGGCACAAUCUAAUGCUGGGAUCUGUAUCUCACAAAGAAAAUAUGCUCUGGAUAUUCUUGAAGAAACUGGAAUGUUGGAUUCUAGACCUGUAGAUACACCAAUGGAUCCCAACACAAAACUUAGUCCAAAUCAAGGAGAACCUCUUGCAGAUCCUGGUAGAUAUCGCAGAUUAAUUGGCCGAUUGAAUUAUUUGACAGUCACUCGGCCAGAUAUUUCAUUUGCCACAAGUAUCCUAAGUCAGUUUCUUGACUCCCCAUGCGAUAGUCAUUGGGACGCCGCUGUUAGAGUCCUUAGAUAUAUCAAAGGUGCUCCAGGAAAAGGUUUGUUGUAUGAAGAUAAAGGACAUAACCAGAUUGUUGGGUAUACUGAUGCAGAUUGGGCAGGAUCUCCAUCUGAUAGACGUUCUACAUCUGGUUAUUGUGUUUUUAUUGGUGGAAACUUGAUAUCUUGGAAGAGUAAGAAGCAAAAUGUUGUAGCAAGAUCUAGUGCGGAAGCUGAAUAUAGAGCUAUGGCACUUGCCACAUGUGAACUUAUAUGGUUGAAGCAAUUAGUUAAGGAACUUAAGUUUUGUGAGCCGAGUAAGAUGGAACUGGUGUGCGAUAAUCAAGCUGCCUUACAUAUUGCUUCCAACCCUGUGUUUCAUGAACGGACCAAGCACAUAGAGAUUGAUUGCCAUUUCAUAAGGGAGAAGUUGCAAAGUGGGGAAAUAGUAACAGCCUUUGUCAACUCCAACGAUCAACUUGCAGAUAUUUUCACCAAAGCUCUCCGGGGUCCUCGGAUACAAUACAUAUGUAACAAGCUUGGUGCAUAUGAUUUAUAUGCUCCAGCUUGAGGGGGAGUGUUGAAUAUUAGAUUAGAUCUGUUUUGAUAUAGUUUCCAUCUUUAGAUAUCUGAUUCUGAUUGGAUCUCCUAGUAUUAAGGGAUCUGAUUCUAUCUCCUAGUAUUAAGGGAUCUGAU
Arachis ipaensis is the source of this 1022-nucleotide messenger RNA. The record is from RefSeq and is a predicted model, not a curated record. Lineage: Eukaryota; Viridiplantae; Streptophyta; Magnoliopsida; Fabales; Fabaceae.